AUGUUCUAGGGGAUUCGUUCUAGGGUAAACUUGCAGAACCAGAGCUGAGGUCGAUCGCGUGCGUUUAAAGGAGUUUUACUGGGUUGAAGUCAGAAUUGCUUAGUAUGCAAAGCUUUAGCCGGAAUUGGAGGUGUUCUUCUAGAUUUCAUCGUGGAUUGCUUAUCAGGAAAUCAUCAAUUGAAACUAACAACUCUCGCUCGUUAUCGAUCGAGCGUUUAUGGCGAUUUGGAAAUAUUUUACGCCAGAUAUUUAACAUUGAUACAGGAUAAGAAGAGUGAUUUGCGAUCCGUCACGCGAAUACCUUGUGGCCCCCUACACCGAAGUGAGGCAGUACCUGGUGUUUCUUGGACAGUUGAUCUCGUAAAGUUAACUCGGUUUUGAACCUCAGAGAGGUUUCCUCCUGAAAUUCAGAGGACUGCUUUCUUGGUGCGCUCUAGGUUCUAAGAUUUUGGCGAGAAGGACUAUAUACACAUCGACAAACGCCAUGGGAUCAUUGAAAGUUGCCGUCAUCGGCCAGUCGCAGUUUGGUCUGGAAGUUUACAAAAACCUUCGAUUAAAAGGCCACGAGAUCGUCGGAGUAUUUACAGUACCUGAUGUUAAAGGAAAACCGGAUGUCCUUGCGACAGGAGCUGAGCAAGACGGUGUGAAAGUCUUCAAAUUUCCGAGAUGGAGAACAAAAGGGGAACCGAUUCCCGAAGUUGUAGAGGCGUACAAAGCUUGCGAAGCGGAAAUAAACGUGCUUCCAUUUUGUUCGCAGUUUAUUCCCAUGAACGUUAUUGAUUUCCCUAAACAUGGAUCUAUCAUUUAUCAUCCUUCUUUGCUGCCCAGACACCGAGGAGCUUCGGCUAUUAAUUGGACUUUAAUGGAAGGAGAUGAACAGGGAGGCUUCAGUGUGUUUUGGGCUGAUGAUGGUCUGGACACAGGACCUAUCCUUCUUCAGAAGAGUAUAGAUAUUGAUCCUAAUGAGACAGUUGACUCUUUGUACAACCGUUUCUUGUAUCCUGAGGGCAUCAAGAGCAUGGUGGAAGCUGUUGGUUUGAUUAGUGAUGGAAAGGCUCCAAAAAUUCCUCAACCAGAAGAAGGAGCAACUUAUGACAAAAUCUGGAAAAAGAAAGAAGUGGCCAAGAUCAACUUUACCCAGCCUGCUAAAGUGUUACACAACUUCAUUCGUGGAAAUGAUAAACUUCCAGGAGCUUGGGCCAUGAUUGAUGGUCAGCAAGUAACAUUUUAUGGGUCAUCACUGACACCGGGUGGUGAGCCCCCAGAUGGUUCUGCAGUCACAAUUGAAGGCCUUGAAACACCUGCUAUAGUGCACAGUGGUGGUAUGACGUUGACAGGAACUGAUGGCAAGAUGUUAACAGUGAAGACCCUUCAGCUUGAGGAUGGGCGUAUGAUUCAGGCAUCUAAAUUUGGUCAAGCGGAAGAAGCAGCCGAAGCUAUUGAGCUCACAGAAGAGGAAAGAGCCAUGGAAGAAAAACUGAGGGAAAUUUGGACAGGGAUUCUGUCAAAUUCUGAUAUUGUUGAAGACACUGACUUCUUCAAGGCUGGGGCUGGUUCAAUGGAUGUUACACGGCUUGUUGAAGAGGUGAAAGAAAAGUGUGCAAUUGUCCUAGAAGCAGAGGAAAUUUACAUGAAUACAAGAUAUGGAGAUUUUGUUCGAUUGUCUGUCCUGAGGUAUCGUGGUGGAGGGCAAGAGGAGUUUAGCUGUAGUACUGUUGAUAUGGAUGUGAACCACAUGACUAUUCACAUGCCUUAUCAGCUGUUUAUUAAUGGAGAGUUUGUAGACUCUUCCAAUGGUCGCACGUUUGACACCAUCAACCCAACUGAUGGUUCAGUUCUUGCCAAAGUCUCCCUUGCCAGUGUAGAUGAUGUGGAUAAGGCUGUUGCAGCGGCAAAGGAAGCAUUUUACAAUGGGCCAUGGGGAACGAUGAAUGCUAGAGAUCGUGGUCACUUGAUUUAUAAGUUGGCUGACCUGAUGGAAGAACACCAGGAAGAACUUGCCACCAUUGAAUCUCUUGACUCUGGUGCUGUUUACACACUGGCCCUCAAGACACAUAUUGGAAUGUCUAUUGCUACUUUGCGUUACUUUGCUGGAUGGGCUGAUAAGAUCCAGGGGCUCACAAUUCCAAUCAACAAUGCAAAACCAAACAGGAACUUGUGCUACUCAAAACGAGUACCAAUUGGUGUCUGCGGUUUGAUUGUGCCUUGGAACUAUCCACUGAUGAUGUUAGCUUGGAAGAUCUCUCCACUUUUGGCUGCUGGCAACACUGUUGUACUCAAACCAGCACAGGUGACACCAAUGACAGCUCUGAAGUUUGCAGAGCUUUCUGCUAAAGCUGGAUUUCCCAAGGGUGUCAUCAACAUCUUACCUGGAUCAGGUUCUGUUGUAGGAAAUGGCAUCUGUGUUCAUCCUGCUAUCAGAAAAGUUGGUUUUACUGGAUCAACUGAGACUGGACGGUCGAUAAUGUCAAGCUGUGCUGUCAAUGUCAAGAAAUGUUCAUUGGAGUUAGGUGGAAAAUCACCUCUUGUCAUAUUUUCUGACUGUGACAUGGAUAGAGCUGUGCGACAGGGAAUGAUGGCUUGUAUGUUUAACAAAGGAGAGAACUGCAUUGCUGCUGGACGGCUUUUUGUUGAAGCAUCCAUUCAUGAUGAAUUUGUGCGGCGAGUGGUGGAAGAAAUAAAAAAGAUGAAAAUUGGGGAUCCGCUUGAUCGUUCAACAGACCAUGGUCCUCAGAAUCACAAAGCUCAUUUAGACUCCCUUCUUGACUAUUGCAAGAAAGGAGUGGAGGAAGGAGCCACACUAGUCUAUGGUGGAAAACAGCUUGACAGGCCUGGGUACUUUUUUGAACCCACUGUGUUCACUGAUGUGAAAGACAACACAUUUUUGUCACAAGAAGAAUCAUUUGGCCCUAUUAUGAUUAUCUCUAAAUUUGAAGAUGGUGAUGUUGAAGGUGUGUUGAAGAGUGCCAAUGCUACAGAGUAUGGGCUAGCCUCUGGGGUGUUCACAAAGGAUUUGAGCAAGGCUCUUCGUGUGGCUGAUGGAUUGGAUGCAGGGACGUGUUUUGUUAACACUUACAACAAGACAGAUGUAGCUGCCCCAUUUGGUGGGUUCAAGCAGUCUGGCUAUGGGAAAGACUUGGGGGAAGAAGCUCUUAAUGAAUACCUGAAGACUAAAGUUGUCACUGUAGAAUACUGAAUGUCUAAAUUAUUUGAUUUGUUAUGGAAUGCAGAAACAGAUGCGCUAUUUUCAUGAUAAUAUAAUUUUUUAUUAGUACUUCAUUAGGUUAUUGUGAGCCCUUGGAAUGGCUGAAACCUUAAUCUUUUUUGCUAACUCUGGCUUUUAAUGACAGUAGUCAUGACAUUCAGUGGAGUCUCAUUUUCAUUGUAUCAACAGCAUCAGUAAUUUUUUUCCUUCUGGAAAUGUCAACUAAACAAUAAAAGGCAUGCUAGUUAUGAAAAUAUAACUCAGUAACUUCUAGAACAGGAGUAUAAAAAAUAUGUAAAAGUUACUAACUGUAACAGAUUGCUACUACAUUCUCCUGUCAACAAAACAUUAUAUAUAGGACCCGCCCUUAAAAGAAGAGUUGUGUUGUAAGAAGAUUUAAGUUGAAGGUUUAACAAAAAAUACAAUUGUAAGUUGUUAACCACUUUAACUUCCAAGGGUGAACAAGACAGAAUUUCUCCCUACGGUAGACAGACAACAGAAAAGUGAUGAGAAUAUAGAAACAAUAUCAGGGGAUUGUUAGUAGAUCCAAUACCAAAUUCUUCCAAGUAACAUCUCAAGAAUUGUAUGAUAAACAAUAAGGAGAAUUACUAAUUAGAUCUUGGAAGUGAAAGGGUUACAUUAAGUUGUAGCAAUUACAACAGAGAUACAAAGACAUUAUUAUUUUGCCAUUGAUUUUGAACUUUCAGUACAUCGAUCAGCAAAUUCUGUCUACCGGCAUCAUAAGGAAUGUAAAAUUAUAAGUGGGAGAGAUUUGUAAUUGAUCCAGGUUGCAAACUUAUUCAGAUCAUAGGGAUUUCCUAAUUGUUUUAAUUGAUAGAGAUGGUAGCUUUGAGUUGUAUGUAGAUAUUUUGAGUGAGUCUAAAUGGGAAGAUUACAAAUUUUCUUUUGGUUUACUUGCAGUGUGCUGCCUGAGCACAAGCAAUAAAUGUUGGCUGUGUUUCAUUUUGUUGAUUUGUACUUCUUACAAAAAUCAAGAUGUGCUGAAGUCUUGUGCUGUACUUUAACUGUUUUUGUCUAGUCUGGCUUCAGCAGUCAUUAUUCACGUAGCCAAUUUGCAGUAAGAUAAAGCCUAAAUCUUCUAAUCAAUUGCUAAAAAUUUCUGCAAUAUUUUAAAUUAUCCUUCAACUGUGAAGAAUAUGCCAUAUUGCAUUACUUUGUAGACAGAAGUCACAGCUGUCUUUGUUGCCUAGCAACAGUAGAACAUUAUGUGCACUUGUUAUAGUGAGCAAAAAAGAUAUUAAUAUGAUGUUAAUUAUUGCCUGCAUUAGGUUUUAGAAAGACAACUAUUGCAUGUACUCUGUUUUUGAGCUGCUGAAUGAAUGGUGCUAAAUAAAAUCUUCAGGUUGUUAGUGAG
This is a messenger RNA of Stylophora pistillata, 4580 nucleotides long. Its product is annotated as cytosolic 10-formyltetrahydrofolate dehydrogenase. Lineage: Eukaryota; Metazoa; Cnidaria; Anthozoa; Scleractinia; Pocilloporidae. The record is from RefSeq and is a predicted model, not a curated record. Gene Ontology annotation, cellular component: cytoplasm. Gene Ontology annotation, molecular function: oxidoreductase activity, acting on the aldehyde or oxo group of donors, NAD or NADP as acceptor; formyltetrahydrofolate dehydrogenase activity. Gene Ontology annotation, biological process: one-carbon metabolic process; biosynthetic process; 10-formyltetrahydrofolate catabolic process.